This is a messenger RNA of Aethina tumida (small hive beetle), 1386 nucleotides long. RefSeq names its product PCI domain-containing protein 2 (gene PCID2). The transcript has 2 exons. Gene Ontology annotation, molecular function: double-stranded DNA binding; RNA binding. Gene Ontology annotation, biological process: transcription elongation by RNA polymerase II; poly(A)+ mRNA export from nucleus; post-transcriptional tethering of RNA polymerase II gene DNA at nuclear periphery. Bases 164 to 1360 code for a protein of 398 amino acids. The record is from RefSeq and is a predicted model, not a curated record. Gene Ontology annotation, cellular component: transcription export complex 2. Lineage: Eukaryota; Metazoa; Arthropoda; Insecta; Coleoptera; Nitidulidae.
UGGCGUUCUACAUUAGGAAUUUUAUUUAUUCCUGAUUCUACAAUUGCCAGCUUGUUUACUAAUAUUAAUAAUAGUAUUUAAAUAAGUUGACGAUUGGUUUUACAAGUGAUGAACAUAAGUAAGAUCUUUUUUCACAUUUGAGCUGCAAUUGUGCUAAGCAAUAAUGACUUACAUGAGCCUAAACCACUAUUUACAAGUGAUAGAACGAGCAUGGAGAGACCAGAACGGCGAAAAAGUCGCCUCCUUUCUGUCACUGCGUCACGAACAUUCUUCAUUCCCGUCAUACCAGCAAGAAAGUCCCGAAGGCAUUGUUGAAAGGUUUCUCCCCAACCCUAUCGACGAAUUAGUGAUUUUACAUUUGAAAUGCUUGUAUUAUAUUUCAAAGAACGAUUUCAUGGAGGCGUACCAACAACAGAGUACUAUGACCCAGGUUCUAGUCAAGAUUCUGCAGGCUCAGAAAAAUGAAAACUGGUCUCUGCCAAUUAUGUACACAAUUUGUUUGGAUUUAAGACUGAUGGCUCAACAGGCGGAGAAACAAAGAUCCAUUACCACUAAUAAACCUGGAGAAAUUUUGGGAAAAGCUGCCGAAUGUUUGAUGGGUUGUUUCAGAGUGUGUGCAGCUGAUAACAGAUCUGGGGAUCAGGACACCAAAAAAAUAGGAAUGUUGGCACUCGUCAAUCAACUGUUUAAAGUUUACUUUCAUAUUAAUAAGCUGCAUCUGUGCAAACCACUAAUUAGGGCUAUAGAUUCUUCACCUUUUAAAGAUUCGUUUUCGUUAAGUCAGCAGAUUACAUACAAGUAUUUUGUUGGUAGAAAAGCUAUGUUUGACAGUGAUUAUAAAACAGCAGACAAUUAUUUAACUUAUGCUUUUGAAAACUGCCACAAGUCAAGCAAAAGGAACAAGAGGUUGAUUUUGAUUUAUUUAGUGCCAGUUAAAAUGUUACUAGGUUACAUACCAAGUAAAAGUGUUUUGGAAAAAUAUGAUGUUGUGGAAUUUUGGGAAUUGGUAGAAGCUGUUGUACAAGGGAAUCUCAAGAAAUUUGAUGACAUUCUAUAUUUCCACAGAAGCUUCUUUGUCAAAUAUGGAAUAUAUAUUAUUGUAGACAAACUUAAAAUUAUCGCUUAUAGAAACUUGUUCAGAAAAAUAUAUUUAAUGUUAAAUUCACAUCAAAUUCCUGUUGAAGCGUUCCAAGCUGCGUUAGUUCAUUUGGGACAAACCGACGUAGAUUUGGACGAAACCGAAUGUAUUGUCGCAAAUUUGAUUUAUGAAAACAAGAUCAAAGGGUACAUUUCACAUCAGCAUAAAAAAAUUGUUGUUAGCAAGCAAAUGCCCUUCCCUGCCUUAAGUAGUUUGUCAUAAUGUAUAAAAUAAAUUAUUUUUAUUAA